Messenger RNA from Penicillium hordei, 378 nucleotides. RefSeq lists its product as uncharacterized. Bases 1 to 378 code for a protein of 125 amino acids. The transcript has 2 exons. The record is from RefSeq and is a predicted model, not a curated record. Lineage: Eukaryota; Fungi; Ascomycota; Eurotiomycetes; Eurotiales; Aspergillaceae.
AUGCUGCACAGCAUGUCUAUUUCACGACAACCUUGGCGGGCUAUCUUUCCGUUACUGUCCGCCAUACACCCGCCAGUUCUCCGUGCACCACCUGGGGUCCGAAGUUACUCCAUCUUCAAGGAUUGGAAGGGGAGUUCCGCAGAGGACCACACAGGCAAGCGGACUAAGAAAGGCGACACAGAGGAUGUACAUUCAGCGGCAGCGGCCUCUGGUUUAAAGGAAAGGAAAAUAAACCAGGGUCUUGCAGACGAAACCAAGUCACAGGGAAUGACGGAGAGGGGCGGGACCAAGUAUGGAAAGAAGGCUAAACAGGAGCAUCCCAAAGCGCCAGAGCCGCUCAUUGGCAUGAAUGACGAGCGGCCAAAGAAGGGUAGUUGA